AAGGGAGAAAAACUCGAAGAAACAUAAAAUUCGUCAAGCUUUCGUAUUACAACGAUAAUAACAAUAUAGUACGAUAUGCGGACACUCAAGUACAUUUUCCAGCAAAUACACACAUACAACAUACUUGUCACGUCACGUAGACGUAUAUACGUUGCACCUAUCAAAGUUCUAGGUCAUGAUGCAAGAGACAAGAUCACACACAAAAUUCAAUACGAGGCCUACAUUAGUCGUAUUAUUCCUAGCUGUGUUAUUCUAUCAUUCUUAUUAUUUUGGAAGAAAUGGUAAAUCCAACGAAUUUCGGUUGGAACUCGUACAAGUAUUAUUUAGACAUGGAGAACGAACACCGCUUGCUAAAGAAAUGUAUCCUAAUGAUCCUCAUCAUGAAUCUAGUUACGAACCAUGGGGUAUUGCUCAAUUGACAAAUGCAGGAAAAAGACGUGAAUUUUUAAUCGGGAAAAUGUUGAGGGAACGUUACAACGACUUCUUGGGUGAUUUAUAUCAUCCUCAAGACGUAUAUGCUCGUAGCACGGAUAUCGAUCGGACUAAAAUGUCUCUGCAAUUGGUUUUAGCAGGUCUUUAUCCACCAGCAAAAGAACAGAAUUGGAACCCAAAUUUACCAUGGUUAGCUAUUCCCACACAUUAUGCUCCAGAAAGAGUGGAUAAUUUGUUGAGACCUCAAGCUUGUUCAACAUACGAGGAUGCUUUGGAAGAAGUAAGACAAACGCAAGAAGUACGUGAAAAAACUGCAGUUUAUGCGGACGUAUUAAAACAUCUUACAGAAAAAACUGGUAUGGAAAUUAAAAGUCUAUCGGAGGUUUACGAAAUUUUUAAUUUAUUGACAUCACAGAAAAAUAUGAAUUUAACGUUACCGGAAUGGUGCACCGAAGAAUUGUAUCAAAAGAUGGAGGACAUGGUAUUUCUCGAAUAUGAGAUUCGUUUCUAUACAGCAAAAUUGAGACGUCUAACCGGUGGCAUGUUAAUCAGGAGAUUUAUUGAAAAUAUGAAUAUAAAUGGAGAACAAAAUAAUCCUCGGAAAAUUUAUCUUUACAGUGGUCAUGAGAUUAAUAUUGCAGCUUUUACAAGAGCACACGAUAUUCAUGUACCCAAAUUACCUACUUAUGGUUCGGCAAUUAUAAUGGAAAAAUUGCGUAAUACAGAAGGAAAACUUUUUAUUAAGAUGCUUCUGUGGACUGGUGUUUCUGAGGAAUUAAUUACACUUAAACUUAAUAAUUGUGAUGAAAUUUGUUCAAUAGAUACAUAUUUAGAAAAUAUAAAAGAUAUUAUUCCUUCUGAUGAUGAAACAAAUUGCUAUUGGAAUACAAUAACAAAAGAAGAAUUGAAAAAUCUAUAUAACGAGAAAAUAUAUUUUAAUUAAUUUAUAUGAUUUUACAUAUACCAUUUUUAUAAAUUUUCUUUAUCUUUUAAAUUAAAAUUAUUCCAUUACAUUGUAAAAUUAUCGAUUAGGCAAGGAAAUUCUACUACCGAUGGUUAUUUGUAAAUCAUUGGUAAUUUGUUGUAAUAACUUUUUCUUUUUCUCUCUAAUUCCAUCCAAUAUUUUUUCGUAAUUGUAUUAAAAUCACGUCGAGAUUAAUAUUAUGUAAUUUCAAAAAGUAUAUUACUAAGUCACGUGAUUUCAAGUUUGAAGGUGAUUGGAUAAGCAAUCAAAGCUUGUGGUGAAAUGAGAUCCAAUCAUCGUCGAGAUAGAUAUAUUUUACUUAGGCUAAAUUAAUCAAUAUUAUCAUUUGUUGAGCAGUAGUAUACGUAUUACUUAACCUCUACAAAUAAUAUUAAUAAAAUCGAACAAAAUUAUAUAUAGAAUAAGAUAGAAAAGAAUUUAUAGAAUAAAUAACGCACAUUUCUGUUUAUUAAAGAAUAUCAUCAUAUUUGCGAUAUUUUUUUCCGUUGUGUAAGAAUAUUCCUUCUACGAUAGUAAACUGUAUGUUACUAAUUUAUUACGAAACAGUCUGAUCAACUUUCUUCUGCCUGAAUGUAUGUUCAAUACACAUUUACCAACGCAUGUAAUCUAUAUUAGUUAAACUAUUAAGCGAAAGUAUUAUAAACGAUUAUUUUAUGAUAACCUCAAAA
This is a messenger RNA of Vespula pensylvanica (western yellowjacket), 2085 nucleotides long. RefSeq names its product venom acid phosphatase Acph-1-like. Lineage: Eukaryota; Metazoa; Arthropoda; Insecta; Hymenoptera; Vespidae. The record is from RefSeq and is a predicted model, not a curated record. Gene Ontology annotation, biological process: dephosphorylation. Gene Ontology annotation, molecular function: phosphatase activity. Bases 176 to 1375 code for a protein of 399 amino acids. The transcript is spliced from 7 exons.